Molecule: messenger RNA, 753 nt
Organism: Aspergillus pseudonomiae
Lineage: Eukaryota; Fungi; Ascomycota; Eurotiomycetes; Eurotiales; Aspergillaceae
Exons: 1
Coding region: 1-753 (250 amino acids)
Source: RefSeq, a predicted model, not a curated record
AUGUCCUCGCUGACCCGAGCAUUUACCAAGCGCCACAAGCGCCCCGAGGUAUCGGCACCGAUGCCCUACCGGGAAGGCCAAGUCAAAUUCUCUGCUGGAACCAUCAAUCGGGGCAAGAUCUCAGCUCCGGUGGAGUUGCUGUCCACCACGAAUAUGCUCGCUUACAAUGCGCCCGAUCUUCAUUCAGCGGGAUCGUCAUCUACGUCAUCUCUUCAAUCUCCAGAUGACUCAGAAUUAUCUUUUGCGCAUCAGAGUUUCGGGUCGCCCGUCACAACACCCAGCGACUCUCCCGUCGAGCCCAACCCUCUAUCGUCAUAUUUCCCCAAGCGCUCAGCCACUGUUACCAGCCAUCCUCGAUCCUCUACAUCGACUGCAUCAUCUACGGAUGCGCCCUUGGUUCCCAAGCGGGCGCUUUCCCAUACGAAGCGCUCCCACCAAGAGUUGGCUCGUCAGCGCUCCAUCUCUCGGCUCUCGCCUCCUCCAUUAAAUUCCGUGCGCAGCAGUCCUGCAGUUCGCCCAGCCCAGGAAUACUCCAGCCCCGAACCACACCCCUUUGGAAAGGAGCUGGAGCAAGUGAAUGAGGUCGUGGAAGAGUUUGGUGGCACUCGUGUGCUCGAUGAAGAGGAGCUUAUUUUGCAGAACAAAGGCCUGAUGAAGUUCACCGUGGAUGAAUACCUGGUAGAAAUUGAAGAUCUUUACGGAAGCAUCUUUGACGAUCGAAUGGGCCCAAUUGCUUCCGGACAGUGGCUAUGA